GGAAACGUGGGCAGUCCAAGCCCUUCAGGUGACCCGGGGCAUCAGCAACACUGCCCUGCUGGUCCAAUGGGAGCGCGCCCAGACCCCCAGGCUUAGCUCUCUUUAAAACACCCAGCGGGGUCCCCGCCAGGUAUCUCGCAGCGCUCAGCUGUCCCGCCUCAGGGAUGCUGCCCUGAGCGACUGAUCCCUCUGGAGACCGUGCAUGCCAGCCCGGCCAGGAAACGGAGGACGCCACAGACCCAAUCUCCCCCAGGCCUCUCCUGCACAGAAACACACGCUCCUGGCGCAUCCUCGGUUUCCAGAAGCUCUGAGGAGGGAGGCCCCCUCUUCUACCUUAUGUGUGGUGCAUCUUGCUGACCAUGAUCCUGAUACUCAGCUUCCUGCUGCUGCUGGGGCUCUGCCGGGACACCAUCUCAGAGGGGCCUCCGUCAUCCCCAAGAAGUACCCAUGGCCUGGAAUUUGAAUUGCCCUCGACCAGCUAUGAGACCAAAGAAUCUCACACACCCGGACCCAUUGGUGUUCUCUUUCAAAUGGUUCAUGGCUUCCUCCAUGUGGUGCAGCCCAAUGCUUUUCCCGAAGAUGUUUUAAGAAAAAUAAUACAAAGGAAGUUUGACCUCUCAACUGAUUAUGAGAAGAUCAUCCACUAUGAGGUCGGCAUUAUUAUCUGUGCUGCCCUGGGGCUGCUCUUUGUCAUCCUGAUGCCUCUGGUGGGGUUUUUCUUCGGUUUAUGCCGAUGCUGUAACAAGUGUGGUGGAGAAAUGCACCAGCGAGAGAAGAGGAACGCGGCCUUCCUGAGGAAAUGCUACGCAGUCUCCCUCUUGGUGAUCUGUAUAUUUAUAAGCGUUGGUAUCAUCUGUGGUUUUGUGGCAAACGACCACCUCAGGACCCAGAUCGGCAAGACACAGAAGCUGGCGGACAGCAAUCUCAGAGACCUGAGGACUCUCCUGAACGAAACUCCAUCGCAAAUCAACUAUGUACUGGGCCAGUAUACCACCACUAAGGAAAAGGCAUUCUGGGAUCUGGACAAUAUCAAGUCAUUGCUCGGAGGCGGCAUUCACGAACAGCUGAGGCCUAAAGUGAUCCCCGUUCUUGAUGACAUCAAGGCCAUGGCGGCGGCAAUCAAAGAGACCAAAGAAGCGCUGCUGAACGUGAACAAAACCUUAGAGGAUCUGAAAAAAUCAACUGCACGACUUAGUACCAGCCUGCAUGAGGUAAAGACGAACCUGGAGCAAUCACUCAAUGACCCCAUGUGCUCCGAACGAGCGGAGAUGGCCACUUGCAAUGACAUCAGAAAGACUCUAAACCAACUGGAUGACAACACCAACUUGAGUCAGCUCCCAUCUUUGGAUAAGCAAAUUGAUAAUGUUACUGACGUUCUUCGAACAGAUUUAUCCAGUCUGGUCCAAGAGGGCUAUAAAUCCUUCAAUGAUAUACCUGAGAGGGUGCAAAACCAAACCGUGGACAUGGUAUCAGAUAUCAAAGGUACCUUGAAUUCCAUUGGUUCAAAUAUUGGAAAUAUAAACAAACAGAUGUCCAUUCGGGAUAAGCUGUCGAGUUUCUCGGAUCAACUUGACUACAUUGAAACUUACAUCCACCGCAGGCUGCCCACGCUGGAAGAAUAUGAUUCAUACAGGUGGCUGGGCGGCUUGGUAGCCUGCUCUUUGCUGACUCUCAUCGCGACAUUUUAUUACCUGGGCUUAUUGUGUGGCUGGUUUGGCUAUGACCAGAAUGCGACCCCCACCAGGCGAGGCUGCGUCUCAAACACCGGGGGUGUCUUCCUCAUGGUAGGGGUUGGAAUCAGUUUCCUCUUUUGUUGGAUAUUGAUGAUCAUUGUGGUUCUUUCUUUUGUCGUUGGUGGAAAUGUGGAAAAAUUGGUCUGUGAACCUUACCAAAACAAGAAGUUAUUCCAGAUUUUGGACACACCAUAUUUACUAAAUGAGGAAUGGAAAUACUAUCUCUCUGGCAUGGUACUUAACAAACCAGAUAUUAAUCUCACUUUUCAACAAGUUUACAGCGACUGCAAAGACAACAAAGGCAUCUACACCACACUGAAGCUGGAGAACAGCUACAAUAUCAGUGAAUACCUCAACAUCCAAGAGCUCACCAAAAACAUAAGCAGUGAUUUUGAAAACAUGAAGGUGAAGAUCGACAAUAUUGUCCUGCUGGAUGCAGCAGGGAAAAAAAAUCUGCAGGAUUUCAGCUCUUCCGGGGUGGACAGAAUAGAUUAUGGCACUUACCUGGCAGAGACGGCUAAAAUGCCCACAAAAGUGCAUCUCGUAACAUUUGCAGAUGGUCUAGAAGGAAAAGCCAACAAGUUGCCUCAAGGAAAUGUGAGGCAGUCCUUGGCAAGUAACGCACGGAAGAUUAGAAAGAUUUACGACGGCCAGGUCGUGCCGCUGGGAUCGUCCAUGACAACUCUGCAUCGAAGCAUUCAGGAGCUUCAACACAAAAGCAAUGGAUUGGGGGUGAAAGUGCACAAUAUCAUUUCCUCUUUGGAUUCUGCUCAGGACUUUAUCACAAACCACAUUUCCUCUAUUAUUGUUCAAGAAAGUAAGAAGUAUGGGAAUAUGAUAAUUGGCUAUUUUGAACAUUAUCUGAAGUGGGUCAAGAUCUCUAUUACUGAGGAAAUUGCAGCCUGCAAGCCUAUGGCCACCGCUUUAGAUUCUGCUGUUGAUGUCUUUCUGUGCAACUACAUCAUCAAACCCAUGAAUCUGUUUUGGUUUGGCAUAGGAAAAGCUACCAUAUUUUUACUCCCGGCUCUAAUUUUUGCUGUAAAGCUGGCCAAGUACUACCGGCGGAUGGAUUCGGAGGAUGUGUACGACGAUGUUGAAAAUAUACCCAUGAAAAACAUGCAAAAGGGUAAUAUUGAUUUCCAUAGACAUCAAACCACUCAGAAUCUAUGAACAAAGCUGUUACACAGAUCCAACUGCACGGGUUCUUGUUCUUCAGCGUCUGCAAAUUUUGGAAAGGAAAUCUGCCCCUCAGGAGUUUACAGAUUCGGCGAGACCGUAUGAAACACAGGCCAAGGGCCCGAGAGGGGAAGGUGCGCACGUCUGCCUUCCACCGUUGGAAGUCUGGCUUGAUCGCCUGAGCCCUCUGUAAAAGUCUGAGUAUGGAACACGCUCAUUCAGCUUCAGCUUAGCCCUUGGAACCAGGCGUGAAUUUUGUCACAUUUCGUGGCAUGGGAAGUUAGACUUGUAGUUGG
This is a messenger RNA of Pteronotus mesoamericanus, 3205 nucleotides long. It is a transcript of the gene PROM1, whose product is annotated as prominin 1. Gene Ontology annotation, biological process: camera-type eye photoreceptor cell differentiation; photoreceptor cell maintenance. The transcript has 25 exons. The record is from RefSeq and is a predicted model, not a curated record. Gene Ontology annotation, cellular component: prominosome; microvillus; cell surface. Lineage: Eukaryota; Metazoa; Chordata; Mammalia; Chiroptera; Mormoopidae. Bases 360 to 2903 code for a protein of 847 amino acids. Gene Ontology annotation, molecular function: cholesterol binding.